Molecule: messenger RNA, 719 nt
Organism: Papaver somniferum (opium poppy)
Lineage: Eukaryota; Viridiplantae; Streptophyta; Magnoliopsida; Ranunculales; Papaveraceae
Product: lysine-specific demethylase JMJ25-like
Exons: 1
Biological process (GO): regulation of transcription by RNA polymerase II
Cellular component (GO): chromatin; histone deacetylase complex
Molecular function (GO): transcription coregulator activity; chromatin DNA binding; histone H3K9 demethylase activity
Source: RefSeq, a predicted model, not a curated record
ACCUUAGAAAGCACUCUUGGGAAUUCAGACACGUACUGUUCUCGAGUUGAACAAGUAAUUCACCCAAUUCACGACCAGUCAUUCUACUUGACUUUUGAGCAGAAAAGGAAGCUCAAAGAGGAAUAUGGAAUUGAACCAUGGACCUUUGUGCAAGAACUUGGUGAGGCAGUGCUCAUUCCAGCUGGGUGUCCUCAUCAAUUGAGGAACUUAAAAUCAUGUACAAACGUUGCAGUUAGUUUUGUUUCACCUGAGAAUGUUCCUGAAUGCAUGCGGCUGGCUGAGGAGUUUCGUUUGCUUCCUCAGAACCAAGGAGCUAAGGAAGACAAAUUGGAGAUCAAGAAACUGACCCUCUAUGCUGUAAAAAACGCUGUGGAUACUGUGACGAAUCCAUAAAGGUCAGAGGAGAGCACCAACAAAAACACCAAAUCUACUGGCAGGAAAAGACAAUCCAAAAGAGGCAAGGGUGGAAAAGAAGGGAGAGGAAGCUCCCAACAAUGAAGUGUGACGGGAACUUGUUAAUGUUGCUAUACCAGGGAUGUUCAUGCAGUUAUUUGCUUUUAUAUGGUUAACAAGUGUAGUUAUUGAUACUAGGGAUUUUCAUAUUUUGCUGUGCUUUGUCCAGUUUUUUGUUGUUGCUGUCAGAACAAUCAAGGCUCCCCUGAUUGCAUCUGAUCAGCUGUUAAAAUAUACGAAACUGUCAAUCUGUACUAAUUUGGUGA